Molecule: messenger RNA, 1077 nt
Organism: Teleopsis dalmanni
Lineage: Eukaryota; Metazoa; Arthropoda; Insecta; Diptera; Diopsidae
Exons: 3
Coding region: 1-1077 (358 amino acids)
Source: RefSeq, a predicted model, not a curated record
AUGCGAUGUUCCAAGUGCUGGGGUUUUAACCAUAAAGCGACUGUUUGUAAGGAAAGUGAUCAUAUUUUCUUUUUGGACUAUAAGUUAAUUGAUUCAGUGGGAUUAUUUUCUGAACUUAAUUCAACUGAAUGGAAUGAAUGUUGGUCUGGUAUUUCAGCUGAUCAAAAAUUAGAUGCAUUCAAUAAGAAAUUGCUUAGCCUUCGUCAUCGCUAUGUACCUUUUCGUUCGAUAACCGUCAAUAAUGUCUCUUGCCCAUGGUUUAAUCCUAGAAUAAAACAUUUUAUAAAUUUAAGAAAUAGAAAAUAUGCAGUUUGGAAAAAGUACCCUACUGAAUUUAACUGGAUGAAGUUUAGAAUUGCUAAAAAUGUAGCUGCUAGAACUGUUCAUAAGGCUAAGUCAGAUUACUACGAAUCUAAGCUUGGUUGUACUAAAUCUACUAAAACCCUUUGGAAUAAUAUCAAAAUGCUAUGUAAUGUGGAGCCAAAUGCUCUAAAUAACUUCUUUGUUUGUUCUGUAGGUGAUAAUGGUAGCUCUUCUUCAGUGUUCCUAGAUAUAGAUUUUGUUGACGCUAAUGAAGGCUUUAGCUUUUACUGUGUCAGUGAAGAUAUUGUUUUUAAGAAUAUAAUGAGUAUUAAGUCCAAUGCUGUUGGGUUAGAUGAAAUCACUCUUAAAUUCAUAAAGCUCAUUUUACCAUUCAUAAUAUCUCCAUUAACUCAUAUUAUAAACUUUUGUAUUAUUACCUCUAUUUUUCCAGUGGUAUGGAAACAAGCUAAAGUUAUACCAAUUGAGAAAAAAGCCAAUGCUUCAUCAGUUUCUGACUACCAUCCUAUCAGUAUUCUUCCAUCUCUUUCCAAAGUGCGUGAGACUAUAAUGUCUGAACAGAUUCGUAAUCAUUUAAACAUUUUCCAUCUGCUAUCUCCCUAUCGAUCUGGUUUCAGAAAAGGUCAUAGUUGUGUGUCUGCUAUGUUGAAAGUUCUAGAAGAUAUUAAACUACAUGGAUAUGCUGAUGAUAUACAAAUGUAUCAUUCGUGUCGGAGUGUUAAUUUAAAUGACCUUGUCACAAAGAUUAAUAAUUAA